Tetrahymena thermophila SB210 is the source of this 6252-nucleotide messenger RNA. Its product is annotated as transmembrane protein, putative. The record is from RefSeq and is a predicted model, not a curated record. The transcript has 4 exons. Lineage: Eukaryota; Ciliophora; Oligohymenophorea; Hymenostomatida; Tetrahymenidae.
AUGAAUCUAUUCAAAAAGAUAGUAUAUAUUAUUUAUUUUUAACGAAUUUUGAUCAUAUUUAUAAUCAAAAAAACAAAUUAAUAACAAGACUAAUUACUAUUUCUAAAAAUUAUUGUGCUUUUUAAAAAAAGUUAGCUGAUGAAAACAAUAAAUGAUAAUUAGGAUAGAGAAGCUGCUUAGUAUAGCUUAAGCAGAUUCUCGAUUUAAAAAUCUUUGAAACAAUUUUAUAUAGAUGACUUGAUGCUAAUAAUAAAAGGUUAUAACAGAGGUAAGCACUUGAGCUUAACUUUGAUUUUUUUAAAAACUAUUUUGCAAUUCAUCAUAAUUUUCAAUAAUGAUAUCGCUACUAAAUUAGUAUUAAGAGAAAACUAUUUAAGCUUUGUUUAAGAUUAUAAUGUUCUCUAAAGCCUUUAAAGUAAUUAAGGUUUGUGUUAGAUAUGCUAAAUUAUUCUACUUUCUUUGAAUUCAUUAUUACUUAUUUACAUAUUCUGCAAAUUUAUUUAUGCAUCUUUGAAGAAUCAAAAAAAGAACAAAUAUUUAAAGCUUUUGAUAUUUAUAAAUGAGAGAGAGAAGUUGAUAGUUGAGUAAAAUUAAAAACUAUAUGAUAUAGUUUUUUCAUUUUUCUUCUCUAUUUACAUGCAUAUCAUAUUGAUCCCUUCCAUAAUAUUUUCAGGAAUUUUAGUAGGAAGAAAUAUUUCUUCAGUCAACUUAUCCCUUACACUAAUUAUAGGCUUAUUGAUAUCUAAUAAUGAUUAUGACUUUUUGGUAAUGUCUAAAGAUGCACUAAGAUAAAAGUAUUCAGGGUUUUAAACAGUCUUUCAGCUUUUUGAAAUGAUAUGCUACUUUAUUUCAAUAGUCAUAAAUACUAGUAGUAGCUUAUUAAUAUUAAUAUUAAUUUUUGUUUCAGAAAUAUUGCGCUUAAUAAUAUUAAAACCUUACUUUUCUAAUAGAAUAUAAAUUUUACAGCUUUUUAUCAAUAACUAUUUAUUAAAAUUUGUUAUUACUCUGCUAAUCAUAAUAAACAUUUAAUAAUAAAAAAUUCAUUAUUUUUCCUUUCUUGUGAUAAUAUUUCUUCCAAUUUCAUAUAAAAUUAGUGAAAUUAUCUAAUCACAUCUUACAUAAGGAUAUUUCUAAAAUUUCGAAAAUUAUUUAUUUAAUCAAGAAGAAAUUAAACCUAGCAGCUUAAAUUAUCUAACAAGCAAUUUUGCAGCAGAAAAAUAAAGUUUAGAGCAUGCAGAAAUAAAAGCCAUAAGUUAUUUAAUAUAAUAUAAAUAGCUUACUUAGGACUUAAGUAAUUAAGAAACUUUAUCCAAUAAAACUUAAAGAUUUUAAUUUUUUAAAAAAAUCCAAAAAACUUAUCUCAGUGAAGAUAAAAAUAAUAACAUUUCCCUUUUAGGUAACUACAAAGCUGAUUAAAAGGUUAUAGAAGGAAAGGAAUAUGUUUUUAAAGAAUAAGCAUAUGGAAAAAAUGAAUAACUUAAGCAAGAAAUUAACUAGUUUUUUUUAGAUAUUUUCUAAACAUAAAGGAAAAAUAAUGAAUUUGGAAUGAUUGAUAUAUACUAUCUUGUAUUUAUUAUAGAAAUAUUACAAAAUUUUACAAAAUUUGAAAUGGUAUUAACACAAUCUUAGAAAUUUAUUGAUGUUAAAUAUUCAUAAAUUAUAUCUUCAAUUAAAAAUUAAGUGCAAAAACACAAAGAUAAUUUAAAAUUGAUUAGAGAUGAGAAAUUAAUAUUUUCUCCAACUUACUAUUAAGCUUUGCUAUUUGAUGAGCUAAUUAAUUAGGCUUUUUAAAACUUAGAGUAGGCUAUAUAAAAAAAGAUUUAGUUGCUUGUAUUCAUGAAAAGUAGAUAUAUAGAUUUGGAAUAAAUAUAAUCUAAGUUAGAAGAAUUAUUGACUCUAAGAAAAACUCUAAUUGAAUAGAUUAGUUUAUUAAUAAGAGUUAAUGAGUAUAAUUCUUAGCUUUAUGAUAUAUAUCUGAAUUACCUUGAAACUAUCUCAUUUAGUGAUUCCGAUAUUCAUUUAAUGAAGUAUAAUAAAUUUUAGAAAUAGUAAGAACAGAAGUUGUAUAAAAUAAACUCUUCACACACAUGCAUACUUUAUGCAUCACUUAAAACUGAAAAACAAAGAACAAAGAUCUGCAAAGUUUCUAACAAUUUUUACCAAUUUUUUGGAUUCAAACCUUAAUUAAUAUUAAACAAACCUAUAGAAGUUUUAAUGCCUGCUCCAAUAGCAAAUAUUCAUUCAUAGUUCAUAACAAAGUUUUUUGAUUCAGGAAGAAAUACAACAAAUUUAGUUAAUAGCAUUUUGUUUGCUUUGACCUAAUCAAAUCAUAUCAUUCCUAUUAACAUUGACUUUAAAGUCAAUAUGAUUUCAGUCGAUAAUGAAUUUGGAAUAACAUCGCUACUUCAUAAGGUGAUUAAUUAAUGCUAGUAUAUUUUAUUUGAUGCUAAUACCUCAAGAUUAAUUUCAAUGACAUAUGAAAUUAGCUAAUUCAUAUUUCCUUCUCUUAAAUCAUUUGAAAAAGUAAAUUUAACUUAAUUCUUUCCUAUUAUAUAACAGUUUAGAUCAAAUUAGCAAGAUCUACUUUCAAGUCAUUAUUCAAAAACAUCUUAAUUAACUUAAAAAACUAACAAAUCAUAAAGAAUGUUUAGCAAUGCUAUUAGUAUAAAAUAUACAAAAAUAUUUACAAAAAAUAAUGUGAAAAAUAAUUUGGGUCAUGCAGAAAAAUCUCUUGAAAAAAAAGAAAAUGUAAAUUAAUUCCAUAAGAAAGAAGAAAAUAAAGAAGAUCAUAAAAAUGAAUUUAAAAAUUUAAAAGAAAUAGACUAAAAUGAAUUAAUUCAGUUGGAAAAUAUUAGCUUUCUUUUAAUUGUAAAUUAGAACACAUAUCCAAAAUAAUCUUCAAAGAAUAAAACUUAUAGGGGAUUGAGUUCAUACUAGUUUUUCACAAUGAAUAUUUCAAUAAGGUCUUUGUAAGUUUAAGGACUGGAAAAUAUAAAAUAUAUUGAGAUAACCUAGAUAAAAUAAAUUAACCCUAUUAGUAACUCAAGAUUAAUUAGAUCAAUAUAUAACAGCUGUGUAGAAGGAUAUGAAACAAAUUUUCACUAUCUAAAUUAUUCUGAUGUUGAAUGUAUACUAUCAGAAUUAGAUCAAAGUAGUUUAUAUGAUGAAACAUUAAUUUAAAAUGGAUUAAUUGAGAACUCUGACAUUGGAUAAUUAAGUAAAGUCAAUAUUAACAAUAACAACAUAUUAUAAUAGCCAGAUGAAGAUAAUUCAUAAGUGCUUUUUAACAGGUAUGCUUCUAAUACAAUUUAUAAAUAAUCUAAAUAAAUUAGUUAAGAUUUUAGCAUUUCAUAAAAAGGAGAUAAAGAUUCAAAUGAUUUCAAAUCUCACUAUAAGGGCCUAAAAUAAAGGUUAGGAAAUUCCUAAAAAAAUUAAUAAUCAGCCAACGAUAUAAAAAGAAAUUAAUAAAAUAAUAAGCAUGAUACAGAAAUCGACACAAUAGAAUAAUAAAAUAUAAGCUAGUUUAUUUCUAAUAAUCAUGAUUAAAGCUAGUAACAAUUUUUAAAAUUCAAUGCUAUUGACACAACUAACUAAAAAAAUAAUGACAAUUUUUAAGAUAUCAGCUAAAUUAAUAUAUAGACUUAACAUGGUGACACUUUUAUGUAGAGAAGCAAUAAUUAAUAUUAAGAAUAUAAUAACAUUUAUUCUUAAUUUGAAUUCCCAUAGUAACGAGCUAGCGACAAUGAAGUUAAAUAACCAUUAAGUAGUGAAGAAGUUAAUUAGUAAAACUAAGGUCAUAAUUAAAUUUAGUACAAUACUUAAAAUUAAAAUGAUGCAUAACUGCUUUAAUCAUUAAACUUUCAUCUGAAUUCUCCUUUUGAACUAAUAUAAUCUCCUUAACACUAAACUCUGUCUCCUAUGAAUAAUUAGCAUGCUGUCUUUUCUAUCCUUUCUCCAAAUAUUUAGUCUCCUCUCAACACUUAUAAUAAUAACCAAAACAACCAUGCUUAAGGAUAUUUAUUAUCUUAAAUUUCUAAUAACAAUUUCCAGCAAUCAAAAGCGGAUUAAUCAACAUAAAUAAAAAGCUCGAUAUAAUAAAAUUAAAACCAAAAUUCAAACUAUUAACUAAUAAAUAAUAACACAUCUUAGAUAUUAUCACCAGUAAAAAGUUAAAAUUAAAUACUGUAAAAUCAAUUUCUUCAGUAAUUUUCAAAUUAAUAAGAAUUGAGAGGGUCAAAAAUAAGUAAUGAGAUAGUAUUAAAUGAUCUUCUAGCAAGAGAUUCAAUAAAUAUAAUGUAAAAAUAAAUUACUUAACAAAGCUGUCGUUCUUUGUCAAAAAAAAGAAAAUUAAUAUAAAUUUAGCAUAAAAAUGAAAUAAAGCAUAUUAAAAAUGCUCUUGAUUCUUCAUCAAAUCAUUCAAGAGAAACAUCUUCUAGCAAUCAAACAAAAACAACAAAAUCUAUUAUUCUGCAAAAGCAUACUCUUGGAAUCAUGAAAUUUGUAUAAAUUGUUGGUUUACUAAGCUUUUUUGUUUUAUUUAUAGUUGUUGUUUAGCAGUUUUUUUCUAUUCAGGGUACUUUAUAAUCUUAUCAAAAUGAACUCAAUUAUGUAGACUGGGCAACUUAAUAUAAAAUAGGUAUAUCUUUAGUAAUGAAGUAUAAUAACUAUGGUCGUUUGAUAGACGGAAGUUAUUUGAUUGUUUCAUAAAAUAAAACAUUCAAAAAGACAGAAACUGCGUUAAGCAAUUAGAAUUGCAUAGAUUCUGUGAAUACAGUUGGAAACUUACUUGCAGCUGCAUUUUAACAAGGAAGUUAAAGAAAAAUUUUUAGUAACAUCAUUGGUUAAUAAUAUACAUUUUAGCAAGGCUCCUAAGUGGAUAGAAGUUAAUAACUCUCAAGCAAAACUGCUUAUAAUAUUUUUAGUUUAGUACCAUAGUAAAUGAUUUUGUUUUAGGCAGUGAUUAUUCUCUUCGCUUACUUGUAUAGGUAUUCUAGAAACGUUGGAACAGGAACACCCUAAUUUAUUGUAGUAAAUAAUUCAGAACAAAUUACAAGUACCUUGAUAUAGCUCUCUUCUGAUGUAUAACAAUUUUCUUUAGAUGAGCUUCAAAAUAUAAACUAAUAGCUUUUGAAUGAGUUAUUCAUAAUAAUAAUAUUAUCCGGCGUCUGUAUUUUCGUCAUACUACCAGUUUACUCUUUUAUAUAGUCUAAAAGAGAAUAAAUCAUCUCUUUAUUUGGGACAUUUAGUUCUAAUUAUAUUGAUUCUUGUAUUUAGGAUAUGAAAAGGUUUUAUUAAAUUAAUAAUAACUAUAAAUAGCAAGCUAUAAAUGAUCAUACUGAAAAUGUUAAAAGACAAAUAUUAAGUUAAACUUCAAAAUUAAGUAGGACAAAUAUGGGCAUCAUAAUGGCAUCAAUUUUAGUUUUUGUUUUGACUCUUCCUUACCCAAUUCUUAAUAAAGUUUUGGCAUAACAAUACAUUGAACAAUAUUAGCUUUUAAAUAUGGAGUCUUUUGUCAUUGAUGAGACUAGUUAUCAUUUAUUUACAUUGUUAAUUAAAUAGAGUAAAAGUACUUCAUUUGAUUUCAGAAAUUAUAUCCCUAAACUAUAAGCAAAAAUAUCAUAGUAAAAAGAUAUUUAUGUUUAGUUUCAGUAAAGUAUUCAAGACUUGAUAAAUGUGCCAAUGUCAGAUCAAAGCUAUUUUGAUAAUAUAUACAGCUAAAUUUAUCAGAAUGAUAUCUGCUAAAUAUAUAUCUAGAAUCCAUCCUAUUUUAAUUCAGUCAACAGUACCUUCACUCCUCAGUCAUGCAGCUAGAUAUAUCAGAAUACAAUGUCAAAAGGUUUGACAAUAUCUAUAAAAAUAUAUUUUGAGAUAAUGGAGUAAUUUUAUUAUGUUUUUACUACUUACAAUAACACAAAUCUCUUCAACUAAACACUCUUAAAUUUUUAAUAGUAAUACUACAUUCCUGAUGUAUUACAAUUUUAAGAUUUUAUCGUCUAUGUAAUAAAAGUAUAACGACUAUUCUUAACAAAUAUGAAUAGCAACUACAAUUAGAAUUUAUAAACGGUUCUCAUUGGUCUACUUUUCUAUCAGAUAUUAAUUAUGAUUCUGAUUCUUUAUUUUGGAUGGGUUGCUUUUUACAUAAAAAUGGAUGAAUAUUUACAUAAAACUAAACUUUAUUUAGCUGUUUUAAAUAUAAGGUAUUUAAUUUAAAAUCCAUAUGUAUAGAAUUAUCUUCAUAAAAAUUUGUAGUGA